Messenger RNA from Fraxinus pennsylvanica, 867 nucleotides. The record is from the annotation of a GenBank genome assembly. Lineage: Eukaryota; Viridiplantae; Streptophyta; Magnoliopsida; Lamiales; Oleaceae.
AUGAUAUUGGUUUGCAGGGCACUCAAGGACUGCCUUGAAGAUUUAAGCAUGUAUGCAUGGAUAAGUGUUAUUCAUGGUUUCUACACAAAAACACUCGCUAUCGCUCCUCCAGUGGAAAUGGAGGACGACUACUGGAAUAAUCGGCAAGUUCCUCUGCAACAAUCUGCGGGUGCGCUGAAACGACCUCGCACAGAAUAUGAUCUCCCGCCAUCUAGGGUGCCUGUCGGUCGUGAAAUGCAUUAUAAUUUGCUGGUUCCGAAUGAUGAUUAUAGUGGGUCCCCAGUAAUGAAGGAUACACAAUCAAUUGGUUCAGCAUAUGAUCAUUAUCUUCAGAAUUUGCAAUUACCUUCUGAAGAAAGUAAUCACUACAGUGGAAUGGGGUUAGGAAGAUCUGGUGGUGGUGUACCUGCUCUUCCAGUACAUGAUCGCAUUGUAACGGGGCGUCCUGGGGGUGGUGGUCCAAAACCAACACCAAAUGGAAGUGGCAUGGGAUUUGGUGAUCCACUUCCAGUAGAUACAAUUGUCAGACCUCGGGAAACCCUCCCUCUACCUCCAGAUGCUUCCAGCACGCUGUACAUUGAGGGGCUUCCUCCUAACAGCACCAGAAGGGAAGUGGCUCAUAUUUUCCGUCCCUUUGUAGGGUACAGAGAAGUACGACUUGUAAGAAAGGAUUCGAAGCAUCGUGGUGGAGAUCCUCUUGUCCUUUGUUUUGUGGAUUUCAUAGACCCUGCGUGUGCAGCAACUGCUUUAAGUGCUUUGCAAGGUUAUAAGAUGGAUGAACAAGAUCCAGAUUCUACUCACUUGCGACUGCAAUUCUCGAAGCAUCCAGGUCCUAGGUCUGCCCCUGGACCUCGUGGGAGGCGGUGA